AUGGAGCAACCUCGCAACGCUGCUGGUCAGAAUGACAAUGAUGCUGUCCCAGUCACUAUUGUCCCAGCAGCAGUACCUAUUCCUAGGCCGUUCCCCGAUACGUCUAAAAUAGAAACAUUUGACAGAAGGAACUUCAGGCUGUGGCAGGAGCGAAUUUACUCCGUCCUUGAUAUGCAUGGAGAAGCACAUAAGAUAUGGGAGUCUCUUAUCCUUAAGUACACUGCUGAGGAUGCUGGUAAGCAGAAAUUUGUGGUGGGGAACUUCUACAAAUGGGAGAUGACCGAAGAGAAAGACAUCAAGCUGCAAAUCAACGAGUACCACAAGUUGUUGGAGGAGCUGCGUGCUGAGAAGAUUAACCUGCCAGAUGAGUUCGUAGCUGGCAUACUGAUCGAGAAGCUGCCAGAAACGUGGAGUGACUACAAACAGCAGUUAAAGCACAAACAGAAGCAGCUGUCCCUAUCAGAUCUUAUUACCCACAUAAUAAUUGAAGACAUAAACAGAAAGGCCAUACAAGCCGUAAAGGGAAAAGAAAUAGUUGCCAAAGCAAACUUGGUGGAAUCGAAACCGCGCUCCAAGAGGUAUGAUCCCAAAAACAAAAAUAAUAAGAAUAAGAAAUAUGACUACAAAUCCAAGGACUCUAACCCCCAAUUCAAAAAGAAAGGCAAUUGUUUUGUCUAUGGAAAGCUAGGGCACUAUGCAGCGCAAUGCAGGAAAAGGGCUACUCAAAAGGUUGAUAAUCCUCCUAAGCCAAAUGUGAAUUUGGUAGAAGGAGAUAAUGGCAGUGAUGAUGAAGUCAUAGCUGCAGUGGUCUCUCAAGCCCUUAUUGUGACUGAUGUGAAGAAAUGGGUAGUGGACUCAAGAGCCACUAAGCACAUCUGUGCAAAUAAAGAGAUGUUUACCUCCUUUGAGAAGGGAAAGACCACAUCUACCUCGCUAACUCCCGAACUACCAAGGUUCAGGGAAAGGGAAAAGUGGUACUGA
Molecule: messenger RNA, 981 nt
Organism: Neltuma alba
Lineage: Eukaryota; Viridiplantae; Streptophyta; Magnoliopsida; Fabales; Fabaceae
Exons: 2
Coding region: 1-981 (326 amino acids)
Molecular function (GO): nucleic acid binding; zinc ion binding
Source: RefSeq, a predicted model, not a curated record